Molecule: messenger RNA, 327 nt
Organism: Racocetra fulgida
Lineage: Eukaryota; Fungi; Glomeromycota; Glomeromycetes; Diversisporales; Gigasporaceae
Source: the annotation of a GenBank genome assembly
AACAUCUUGGAAUAUGCCAAGAAAGCUACCGAUGAAGAUCCGAAACCCAGUUUCUCCUUUGAUUUCAAAUACGUUUACAAGAAGGAUGGUACUAGAAUACCCAUUCCUAAGAAACUUUUCUGUGGUGAAAAAUGUGUCAAUUCAAUAAUCAAAACAUACAAAUCUUGGACCAAACAUUACAAAUUAAGUCCCAAAGUAAUCGAAAAUGUUUUCGGUUCUGAAGAUGAAUUUGAUGAUUAUCUUGAUUGUAAAACUGAUGAUAAACGAGAUACCCGAACAUCUGGUUCUUGUUUAUCACCUCUUCAUUCUUCACUCUUUUAUAAUUAA